AUGAUUUCUGAAACGUUGUACAAAAUCCCAAACCAAGGAUCAGUCUCGGAAGUCCCACUUAAUCUGGAAAUAAGCCCCAUAAGCAUGAUGAAGUGGCAACUGUUUCAGCAAGUCGAUCAGUCUUUCCAGAUGCAGCGUAGCUAUGGAAGCAUGCUUGAUGGUGAAUCUGACGAAUUAAAGAGGGUGUUUUUGGAAGGCAAUCCCUAUCUAUUGGGCAUCACGAUGUGUGUUUCGAUGCUUCACUCUGUGUUUGACUUCUUAGCAUUCAAAAAUGAUAUCCAGUUCUGGAACAAAAACAAAUCUAUGGAAGGACUCUCUGCGAAGUCUGUUGUACUGAACUUCAUCUGUCAGUUUGUCAUCUUCCUCUACCUGCUUGACAACCACACCUCAUGGAUGAUACUGGCUAGUUCCGGAGUUGGCGUCUGCAUUGAGUUCUGGAAGAUAGGGAAAGCCAUGCGAAUAGAGGUUGAUAGAAGUGGAAUGAUUCCACGGUUGAGGUUCCACGACCGUGAGUCCUAUGCAAGCAACAAGACCAAAGAGUAUGAUGACAUUGCCAUCAAAUUCUUAUCUUAUGUGCUGGGAUUAUCGAUAUACUCUCUCGCUUACGAGCGCCACAAGAGCUGGUAUUCAUGGAUCUUGUCUUCAUUAACAAGCUGUGUCUACAUGUUCGGUUUCAUCAUGAUGUGUCCUCAGCUAUUCAUCAACUAUAAGCUAAAGUCAGUGGCGCAUUUACCAUGGAGACAGAUGACUUACAAGUUCCUCAACACCAUUAUUGAUGAUCUCUUUGCCUUUGUCAUCAAAAUGCCGAUUCUGCAUCGGCUCUCUGUGUUCCGUGAUGAUGUGAUAUUCUUGAUAUACUUAUACCAAAGGUGGGUUUACCCUGUGGGCAAGACACGUGUUAACGAGUUCGGUUUUGGAGGUGAAGACGAGACUGCAGAGAAGAAGUUGAUCACUGAGAAACAAGAAGAAGAAGAAGACAACAAGAAGACAAACUAAGUUUUUUUUUCUCUCUUCCUCCUUUAUUUUUUUAACUUUUAUACCACUUUUUAAACUCUGAUUUUGUAACACUUAAGUUAUAGUUUCUUAAUUUUUUUUUUUUUAAUGUCAACUCUCGAGACGCAUUAAAUAUUUUACUCAAACUUUUAAUGGUUUUGUUUGAAGUUAUUAAUGUCAACUUUUUAC
Messenger RNA from Raphanus sativus (radish), 1182 nucleotides. RefSeq lists its product as uncharacterized. Lineage: Eukaryota; Viridiplantae; Streptophyta; Magnoliopsida; Brassicales; Brassicaceae. The record is from RefSeq and is a predicted model, not a curated record. Gene Ontology annotation, cellular component: endomembrane system; membrane.